CCUACUGAUACAGUACAAUGGGAAUCCAUGGUUUGCUGCAGUUUAUCAAGGAGGCAGCUCAACCUAGUCACGUAAAGAAGUACAAAGGACAAGUAGUUGCUGUGGACACUUACUGCUGGCUACACAAAGGAGCCUACGCGUGUGCAGAAAAGCUAGCAAAAGGAGAAGCCACAGACCAAUAUGUAGUUUAUUGCGUGAAACUUGUUGAUAUGCUUUUAUCGUUUGGAGUUAAACCAAUUCUAGUAUUUGAUGGAUGUACUCUGCCUUCAAAAAAGGAAGUUGAAAAAGCAAGAAGGGAAAAACGACAAGCAAAUCUCCUAAAAGGAAAACAACUUCUCCGGGAAGGGAAAUUAUCAGAAGCAAGAGAAUGCUUUGCUCGCAGCAUUAAUGUUACACAUGCAAUGGCUUGUGAAGUGAUUAAAGCUGCCCGAGCCCAAGGAAUAGACUGUCUUGUUGCACCAUAUGAAGCUGAUGCUCAAUUAGCCUAUCUUAACAAAACUGGCAUGGUCCAAGCUAUAAUUACAGAGGAUUCUGAUCUCCUCGCUUUUGGAUGCAAAAAGGUGUUUCUGAAAAUUGACAAGUUUGGAAACGGCUUAGAAAUUGAUCAAGCUCGGCUAGGAAUGUGCAAACAGCUUGGUGACGUCUUUACAGAAGAGAAGUUCCGUUACAUGUGUAUUCUGUCUGGCUGUGACUACCUUCCGUCAAUUCAUGGUAUUGGCUUAGGCAAGUCUUGCAAGCUGUUAAAGAUAGCCAAUAACCCCGAUAUUAUAAAGGUCAUUGGGAAAAUGGGACAGUAUUUAAAAAUGAAUAUUUCAGUAUCUGAAGAAUACAUACAAGGAUUUAUUCGUGCUAAUAAUACUUUCCUCUAUCAGUUGGUUUUUGACCCAAUCAGCAGGAAACUUGUUCCUUUGAAUGCUUAUGAGGAUGAUGUUGAUCCAGGAACUCUAUUUUAUGCUGGAAAAUACCUUGAUGAUAGGACUGCUUUUCAAAUUGCACUUGGAAAUAAAGACAUCAUCACAAUGGAGCAAAUUGAUGACUACAAUCCUGAUGUGUCACCGCAUGUACAAUCAAAAAGCCGUGGCUGGGAUGUCAGUUACACUCAUGAGAAGUCAUUCUAUGUAAAGAGUAUUUGGAGCAUGGACUACAAACCCUCUUUUACUACUAAGAUUGCCACAAAUUCAGCACCUUUGUUAGAGAAACCCACUACCCGAGGAAUUGAACAGCUAAUUAACUUGAAAGGACUCAAAUUUCCUAGCAAAAUGCUAGUGGCAAAAAGACCAAGGCAUGAAGAACUAUCAGAAGGGGAACUGCUAAGCCAGUAUUUUUCAAACUCAAAAAAAACCAAAACAGAAAAAUGUGAUGAGAACCAGCAGCUUUUUAGUGGAAUGUCUGCAAUCUGUGCUUCCCAGGACUCAUGCAGAAACAAAGACAAUUCCAAUGUUCAGCCCAGGCUUAGAAAUAAAUUUGCCACUAUUCUGCAGAAAGAGAAUGAAAAAAAUGGUGCAGUUGUUGUUCCAGGAACCAGAAGCAGGUUUUUCUGCAGCAUUGGGGAUCUGCCUGAGAAUAUAUCAAAGGAUAAAACGGACCAGCCUCUCCAGGACAGCAAGGCCGAUGGUCCAACUCUGGAAAUAAACAAUAAAUUAACAGAAGACCACAGUCCCUGCUCAUCGGAGACUGGAGAAAUUGAAAGAAUCAUCUCAUCAAUACCUGGUGUAGUACAGUCAAGCUGUUUCACUUGGUCGAGAAGCUUUGCAGAGAGAUCUGUGACUCCUAGCCCACCGCAAAGCAUCACGCUGCUAAAGCACUUCCAGAGACCCAGUAAAGACACAGCUAAAGACUGUAGCAUGUCUGGCUCACACAAAACCUCACCAGCAAAUAAAGAGUCUGAUGAAGUGACAUCACCUUUAAAAGAACUGCAGUGUCCAUCAAAACACACUCUUGACCAGCUGUUGCAAAGCAGGGUGGAUGCUUCAGAAAAUUUGCCAGGGACCAAGAAAAAUGCUAUUCCUGGCAAAGAAUCUGACAGCAGUCCAGAACCAGAUCGUAAUCUGAAUUCUCAGGUCCUUCCAUUUGCUAACUCAGAAUGUAUAGAAAAUAAGAAUGCAGUUUCCAGACAUAUGAUUCCUGCAUUAUGUAGAACCAAUUCUCUGAAAUCUCCUGUGGUGGCAAAAUGUAAAUUACUGAUGCCCGCCAAAGUUAGUGGCUUAAGCAAGAAAAUAACAAGUAUAAAGAAAAAACGCCAUAAUGCUGAAAACAAGUCAGGACUGCAGGUGAAAAUUAAUGAUCUGUGGAAGAGCUUCCAGUUCAAAAGGGAAUCAGAAACUCUACCUUCCUGUAGAAAAUCAGAACCAUUGUCUCCAAUUAAAGAUAACAACAAUCAACUCACUCCAGACAUAUAUGAUGAAACUUUUGAUAAGUGCAGUGGAAAAUAUUUCAGUGAAGUGGCUCUGCAGAUCUGAGCAAUUCUGUCAUCUUAUUUUUGGACAAAUUUAGAUCAAUUAUUUCUGGACAUAAAAAUCAAAGUAACUCUUACAUAUAUAUAUAUAUAUAUAUGGACUUCAGCUAAUACUAUCAACUUCUGUUUUGAAAGAAGCAGAAUGGAACAAUACGGUGCUUGUUGCUGCCUUGAAUAAAAUCAUUUGAUACAAA
Molecule: messenger RNA, 2649 nt
Organism: Candoia aspera
Lineage: Eukaryota; Metazoa; Chordata; Lepidosauria; Squamata; Candoiidae
Gene: EXO1
Product: exonuclease 1
Exons: 13
Coding region: 18-2459 (813 amino acids)
Biological process (GO): mismatch repair; DNA recombination
Cellular component (GO): nucleus
Molecular function (GO): DNA binding; metal ion binding; 5'-flap endonuclease activity
Source: RefSeq, a predicted model, not a curated record